Molecule: messenger RNA, 1467 nt
Organism: Histoplasma capsulatum G186AR
Lineage: Eukaryota; Fungi; Ascomycota; Eurotiomycetes; Onygenales; Ajellomycetaceae
Product: GRF zinc finger domain-containing protein
Exons: 1
Coding region: 1-1467 (488 amino acids)
Biological process (GO): DNA alkylation repair; DNA repair
Cellular component (GO): nucleus
Molecular function (GO): dioxygenase activity; ubiquitin binding; zinc ion binding
Source: RefSeq, a predicted model, not a curated record
AUGGAUCGGUUUCUCUCCCGGAAACGUCCAAGAGACUCCAACUCGCAGAGGCCUCAAGACACCACAACACUUCUUUCAACCAAAGAAGGGGACUGUGGAAUAGCUAGAGAGGAUGAAUCAACAGAUAUAAAGCUGGCCAUUUUGGCAUCGCUCUUCCCAGAUUUCGAGCAAGAAAUCCUUCUUGAUUCGUUGAUUGCCAGUGAAGGAUCGGUCACGACGGCAUGCUCUACCCUAUCAUCCCAGACGCCUCCGCACAGUAAUAAGAAGCGCACAAUUUCUAGAGGCCUAGGCAUACAACGCUCACUCUCAUCAUUCGGCGUAACAGCGGCAAGUUUAUCAACGCCCAAACCAGGAUCGAAACCUCUCACGAAAAGAGGGCGGACCUUGCACCUCUUCUCCCCUGAGGACAUAUCUAAGUACACUCCUUGCACCAUAAUCCACAACUUCCUCCCCACCAAUGAAGCCAAUGAUCUUCUGCGCGAACUUCUCGAAGAAGCCAAAACAUUCCCCAGACAAACUUUCCAACUCUUCGAAAACACGGUCCAGAGUCCCCACUCCGCAGGCUUCUAUGUCGCCAGCGCUGAAGAACUACAUCAACAGAAACACGAAUACUCCUACAAUGGCAGCUAUCGAACAGACGUCCGGGUAUUAACCCCGGAACUCCGUCGUGUUUCUACAAAAGUCCAACAAGCCGUGAAUGACGAGAUCCGUAAGCGUAUCAAAUCACACUACCCUGGCGGAAAGAAACUAAAAUACCAAUCGACACGUACAUGGGUCCCCAAUGCGGCGUUUGUGAACUGUUAUGAUGGGCCCUCCGAGAGCGUGGGCUACCACUCGGAUGAACUGACGUAUCUGGGGCCUCGACCCGUCAUUGGUAGUCUAAGUCUAGGCGUGAUGAGGGAGUUCCGGGUGCGGAAGAUAGUGCCACCUGAUGAUCCCGAGGAUCUCAAUGAUAACACUAACAGCAAUAGUGAUAAUAGCAAAGAAGAGAGGCCUACGGCAUCGACAUCUACGUCUACAACGCCAGUAAGUAGAGCGGACAUCCAAGGCCAAAUCUCCAUCCACCUCCCCCAUAACUCCCUCCUGGUAAUGCAUGCCGAAACCCAAGAAGAAUACAAACACAGCAUCAGCCCCACACAGACUAUAACUCCCCAUCCAAUUGCGGGUAACAAACGCAUAAAUAUCACAUACCGCUGGUACCGUGAGUCUCUGCACCCGCGACAUACUCCCAGGUGCCAUUGCGGAAUGCCGUGUGUGUUGCGCUGUGUGCAGAGGAAAAGGGAGACGCGGGGAAGAUAUAUGUGGAUGUGCUAUUCUGGGUAUGCGGUUGGGAAGGCGUCGUGUUCGUUUUUCCAGUGGGCGGAGUUUGAUGAUGAGGGGGAACCCAUUUGGCUGGAUAAGGAAAAAAGCGUGGAGCGUCAAACGGAAGGCCAGGGAAUGACUCGAGUAAAGCCAUGUAAUAAGUAG